AUGAAGGUGCUCCCUGCAUCUGGCCUCGCUCUCCUUCUCAUCACGGCUUUGAACUUUUCCUCUGCAGCCCCCUCCCUAUUUGCAGCCACCCCCAGGACCUCAAGGAACAACUACCACCUCGCACAGGCAUAUCUUGACAAGUACUACACAAAGAAAGGAGGGCACCAGGCUGGUGAGAUGGUUGUGCGAGGAAGUAACUCCAUAGUAAAGAAGAUUAAGGAGCUACAAGCAUUCUUUGGCCUUCAAGUCACGGGGAAGUUAGACCGGACCACAAUGGACGUGAUCAAGAGGCCUCGCUGCGGAGUCCCUGACGUGGCAAACUACCGCCUCUUCCCAGGUGAACCCAAAUGGAAAAAAAAUACCUUGACCUACAGAAUAUCCAAAUACACGUCUUCCAUGACGUCUGCUGAUGUAGACAAGGCGGUAGAGAUGGCUUUGCAGGCCUGGAGCAGCGCUGUUCCUCUGAACUUUGUGAAAAUAAAUUCAGGAGAAGCAGAUAUCAUGAUAUCUUUUGAAACAGGAGAUCAUGGGGAUUCCUACCCAUUCGAUGGGCCCCGCGGGACACUAGCCCAUGCAUUUGCACCUGGAGAAGGCCUGGGAGGAGAUACACAUUUCGACAAUGCUGAGAAGUGGACUAUGGGAAUGAAUGGUUUCAAUUUAUUCACCGUUGCUGCUCAUGAAUUUGGCCAUGCACUGGGGCUGGCCCAUUCCACAGACCCCUCAGCACUGAUGUACCCAACUUAUAAGUACCAGCAUCCCUAUGGCUUUCACCUCCCCAAGGAUGACGUGAAAGGGAUCCAGGCAUUGUACGGACCUCGGAAAUCAUUCCCAGGGAAGCCCACUGUGCCAAAUGUCCCCCCUCAUAACCCGUCCAACCCUGACCUCUGUGACUCCAGCUCAUCCUUUGAUGCGGUGACAAUGCUGGGGAAGGAGCUCCUACUCUUCAGGGACCGGAUUUUCUGGCGGCGGCAGGUUCACUUGAUGGCAGGGAUCCGGCCCAGCACCAUUACCAGCUCCUUCCCACAGCUCAUGUCCAAUGUGGAUGCAGCUUACGAAGUGGCUGAGAGGGGCACCGCUUACUUCUUUAAAGGCCCCCACUACUGGAUAACAAGAGGAUUCCAAAUACAAGGUCCUCCUCGGACUAUUUACGACUUUGGCUUUCCAAGGUACGUCCAGCGAAUCGAUGCCGCCGUCUAUCUCAAGGAUGCUCAGAAGACUCUUUUCUUUGUGGGCGAUGAAUACUACAGCUAUGAUGAACGAAAAAGGAAAAUGGAAAAGGACUAUCCAAAGAAUACUGAAGAGGAAUUUUCAGGAGUUAAUGGACAAAUAGAUGCUGCUGUGGAAUUAAAUGGCUACAUUUACUUCUUUUCAGGACCAAAAGCAUACAAGUAUGACACAGAAAAGGAAGAUGUGGUUAGUGUGCUGAAAACUAGUUCCUGGAUUGGUUGCUAAAGAGGAAGGUCUAGUCUUUCCUAAGGACUGAAGAAGACUGCCAACUGCUGGUAACUGGAUUUAAGGACUAAAGCAGAAAUUAGGGUAGGGAUUCUUCCCAUCGCCUUCAGUUCU
Molecule: messenger RNA, 1566 nt
Organism: Eptesicus fuscus (big brown bat)
Lineage: Eukaryota; Metazoa; Chordata; Mammalia; Chiroptera; Vespertilionidae
Gene: MMP20
Product: matrix metallopeptidase 20
Exons: 10
Coding region: 1-1452 (483 amino acids)
Biological process (GO): amelogenesis; collagen catabolic process; proteolysis
Cellular component (GO): extracellular matrix
Molecular function (GO): metalloendopeptidase activity; zinc ion binding
Source: RefSeq, a predicted model, not a curated record